CAGUGUUAGUGGUGUUAGUGUUAGUGGUGUUAGUCAGCAGAGCAGCACAGGACAGGAGGGACAGGACGCCUAUACGGUUGAUUCACUCGAUUGUUUACAGGAAUGAGGUGUAAAAAUAAUACGUUGUAGCUAAUACACGUACUUAACUGGUUAAAAGGUUUCAACAAUCUGUGCACAAGUAUGGGUUGUUGUUACAGUUUCUGCAAAGAGGACAACAGCCCGCAGAGCGGGGAGGUAAAUGAAAGGACACACUUGCUGGUAGAUCCUGUCAGUAAUAAUACAACGAUACCUAGAGUACACAGUGAUGAUUACGUUAACCAGUAUGCAAGUUCAGCACCCAAGAAAACAGAUGAACAAAGUGCAUUGAAUAGAAUUUUACACGAGACUGCUGCCAACGUGAUAGACGUCGGAGCAUUAGAUUCACAUAAUUUGGAACAACAUGAAUAUAUGGAUAGGUCCCGCGCAUAUUCCAAACGGAUAGAAGCUGGAGGUAUCAAAGUCCCUGCUGAUAGUACGUCAUGCCUGCUUAGAGAUAUUCCUGCUCCGGAAAAAGUAUUAGCAGCAGAUCCCCUUGCUGCUGGAGACUAUGGGCUGAUUACAGAAAUGCUUGGUAAGGCUAUGACUGCGUUAGAGGACGUAAAAGUUGAACACAAAGAGGAUUUGGUAGUUCCUUUCUUGUCGUGAUCUUUUGGAAUUUCCUCGGCAGGCUCGUAUCCUGCUUGAGUGAAAUCGUAUUAAGUAUCGCGUGACGUUGGAGGAACAUGUUUACAUGUUUCCAAAAUCAGUUUUCGAUAAGUUAGUCUAAGUCGUCUGGAUUUGCAACAGAUUUCUGAACUCAAAUACAAAUAUAAAUUAAGCAUUGUAUUGUGUACUGUAUAGAUGAAAGUUACUACGAUCGGGGAAUGGUAUUACCUCUCAAUAACAACUGUGUUAAAAAUGGCUUGACAAUUUAUGGAUGUACAAGAUGAUAAUUUUAAAGUCAGUUACAAAUUGAGAUGUGAGUUUCGAAACGAUGACUUUUGAAAAAGCGAGCUGAAUUUGGUAGCAGUUUCCCAGGAAUUGUAUGAAAAACUGUAAAAAGUUAAUCCACUGUUAUUACUCUUCACUGCUAAUGUGUAUAUUGAGGAAAGAACGAUAUAAAACGGCUAUUUAGUCAUAAUUUAAUAAAUGCAAUUGUAACACACAUUUAUAGUUUUUCGCACAUACAGAAUGCAAACCGUUAAGUUUUACCGAAGUAACGAAUAACAAUUCUUUUUAGUAAAUAUGUUUUAUAAAUUUAUACUGAGACAAUGUCUCAUACGUACACAAACUGCAUUAUGAUACGUGACAUAUAGGUAGAUUCAGCAGUCACAUAGAUGAUGGUCGACGUUCACAACAAGCGACUGGAAACAUUUUUCCGCAUUACUUAAACUAUGCUUCAUACCCUUACUUUCGUGUGUAAAAUUUUGUGUGUACGAGAAAAUGUUUUAUAGAGUAACAACCAAACGUGAAUUUCUAAUUGAGACAUACAUUUCUGAUAUGAAUUAUGUAGUUCUAUAAUCAAUGUGUGAUAUUACUUACCGAUUGCCAGUGUACACGUUUUGUGUUUAUCACAAUCUCUUGUUACUUUUAUGUAUUUUCUUAACUGUCAUACAAAUUGUUGCUUUAUUACAAAUGCUUGUUGAGGUACAUGUAAUCUGCAAAUGUAAUGAAUCAAAAUCUCAUAUUACUUUACGAAUUUAUGUUAAGUAAAAUUAAUUAUAGUCGGCAAUAAAAGGAGGUUGAACGUUG
Molecule: messenger RNA, 1770 nt
Organism: Ceratina calcarata
Lineage: Eukaryota; Metazoa; Arthropoda; Insecta; Hymenoptera; Apidae
Gene: Lamtor1
Product: Late endosomal/lysosomal adaptor, MAPK and MTOR activator 1
Exons: 5
Coding region: 181-684 (167 amino acids)
Biological process (GO): positive regulation of TOR signaling; endosomal transport; positive regulation of MAPK cascade
Cellular component (GO): Ragulator complex; late endosome membrane; lysosomal membrane
Molecular function (GO): molecular adaptor activity; guanyl-nucleotide exchange factor activity
Source: RefSeq, a predicted model, not a curated record